AUGGAAACAGAGCUUGAGGUAGUAAUGGAAGAAUCACGUCCGGUACCACCUUUCAGGUGCAACCAGAUUGAAACAAGCAAGUUGGCAAAAGAAUGGAGAUCCUGGAAAGAAUCGCUGGAAUGCUAUUUCGCAGCGUAUGGUAUUACGGACCAGCAAAUGAUGAGGGUUAAGUUACUGCAUCUAGGCGGACCAGCGUUACAAACCGUUUUCAAGAAUUUGAAGGAUCGUGACCAGAUGCCGAUAGUCUUGCUCGUUCCGAAAUGGUACGAUGUAGCAGUCGAAAAGCUCGACGAGUUUUUUGAGCCUCGUCACCAAACGACGUCGGAGUGCCGCAAGCUACGACAGCUAAGACAAAAAUCCGGUGAGAGAUUUGCCGAUUUCAUCAUUCGGUUGAAGCAGCAAGUUUCUGAAUGCGGUUUCGAACGAUAUGGAAGGGAGAUUGAAGCGAUUUUGACGGAGAUCUACUUAACAGAUGCUGUGGUGGAGGGAUGCAGUUCGAACGAAGUAAGACGAAGAAUUUUGCUUAAGGAUCUACUUUUCGCCUAUAUUGAAGCUCUCGGAAUCUCGUUGGAAGGCGUGGAUCAACAAAUCGAAGAAAUGAAUACGAACGAGCCCCCUCAGAAGAUUUGUCGAGUGGGUCAGACAAAACAAGAACGAUUUACGAGGUCUAAAGCUUCGUCGGUGAAAUUCAAGCCAAUGCGGGAUAAUGCGUGCUACAACUGUGGUCGUGUAGGUCAUGUGGCCGCGUCGCAAGCGUGCCCAGCUCGUAGCAAACAGUGUAUAAAUUGUCAGAUUUAUGGACACUUUGAACGACUGUGCCGCAAACAGAAGCAACGACCACUUCCGGAUCAAGGUGGCAAGCAGAUUCGAACGAGUUACCUCUAUGGUAGUAAUGUCAAGGAGGAGAUUGGACAGGACAAAGUAUACUAUGCUUUCUACUCGGGCAACGAAAGCAACGUUGUGACGUGCGACAUCGGUGGCGUUGAAUUGGAAAUGCUGGUAGACUCCAGUGCUGACGCCAAUCUUAUCAGCAAAGCGUCUUGGUCCAAACUGAAGGAUAAACGGGUAUUGUUGCAGUCAUCUACGGAAGGAAGUACCAGGAUCCUAAAGGCUUAUGGAAGUAAUGAUCCGUUGAAAAUUUUGGGUUCUUUUGUUGCUGACAUAGAGGUGGGAAAAAGCCGAACUCAGGCGGAAUUUCUGGUGGUCGAAGGUGGCCAGCGUUGUCUGCUAGGCGACACUACUGCCAAACAACUGGGCAUUCUGAAAGUUGGGUUGAAUAUCAACAAAGUCAACGAUUUGUCAUCACCGUUUUCGACGAUCAAGGGCGUAGAAGCAUUCAUUCACGUUGACCCCAACUUUGCACCUGUUUUUCAACCCAUGCGCCGACUGCCUUUGCCUCUGGAAGCAGCUGUCAACAAAAAGUUGGACGAGUUACUUCAGCGUGACAUUAUUGAGCCGAAAACAGGGCCGACAAGCUGGGUAUCGCCGCUAGUUGUGGUAGGGAAGACAAACGGUGAAGUACGAUUAUGCCUUGACCUUCGUCGUGUAAACGAAGCGGUCUUAAGAGAGCAUCAUCCUAUGCCGGUGGUGGAUGACCACAUUGCGCGACUUGGUAGAGGUACGGUCUGGAGCAAGCUUGACAUCAAAGAGGCCUUCUUGCAAAUCAAACUCGAAGAUGAAUCCAAAGAUGUUACCACCUUCAUCACAGGACGAGGAUUGUUCCGGUUCAAACGGUUGCCAUUUGGGUUGGUGACGGCUCCGGAGCUCUUCCAAAAAGCGAUGGAUGAGAUUUUGUCAGGAUGCGAGGGAGUAGCUUGGUACCUCAACGACGUCAUCAUCGAAGGCAAAGAUAUGGAGGAACAUGAUGUUCGCCUAAAUGAGGUGUUGUCCCAUUUCAAAAGUCGCAAUGUCGCCCUCAAUUGGGAAAAAUGUCAGUUUAGAGUCACCGAGUUAGAGUAUCUUGGACACAGAAUCAGCGAUAAAGGGAUCAGGCCAUCGGAUUCGAAGAUACGAGCUUUGCUAUCAUUCCGGGAGCCUAAAAAUGAACAGGAGCUCUGCAGUUUCCUUGGGUUGGCGAACUACAUGAACAAGUUCAUACCUAAUUUGGCAACCACAGAUCAACCGCUACUGAAGUUGUUAGCAAAGGACGUCAAAUUUGAAUGGUCAAAGGAACAGGAUGACUCUUUUAAUGAGAUAAAAGCGGUUUUAAGCAAUGCUCAAAAUUUGGGAUUCUAUAGAUUAGAAGACGUAACUGCCGUUAUUGCGGAUGCAAGUCCGCAUGGGCUUGGGGCACUGCUGGUUCAGUUCAACAAGGAUAACGAACAUCGUGUGGUCAGUUUUGCCUCCAAAUCGCUGACCGAAACGGAGCCGCUCACGUGGAAUGAUAUCAAAGAAGCUUCACAAUCAGACUCUGAAAUCAAGAACAUAUUAGAACAGCUGUUCAACGGUACGCAAGAUAACCUGCCAAUUGAAUAUCGGGUGCUGACAAAUGAGCUGUGUCAGUUUGAAGAUGUUUUGCUUAGAGGAGAUCGUAUUGUAGUGCCAAAAUCCCUUAGGAAUAGGGUUUUGUCUUCUGCUCAUGAUGGUCACCCUGGAAUAUCGAUGAUGAAGAACCAUCUCCAGAACAACAUGUGA
Molecule: messenger RNA, 2634 nt
Organism: Ochlerotatus camptorhynchus
Lineage: Eukaryota; Metazoa; Arthropoda; Insecta; Diptera; Culicidae
Exons: 5
Coding region: 1-2634 (877 amino acids)
Molecular function (GO): nucleic acid binding; zinc ion binding
Source: RefSeq, a predicted model, not a curated record